AUGGCGGCAUCUCAAACAAGACACGCAGGAUCUGGAAUAUUUUGGACAAAAAUUGGAAUGGACGAAGAGGUCUCAUGGAAGUCAAGUAGCAAUAGUGUCUCAAGUAAUAAUAGUACAAAGAUGCAAGCCAGACGACCUUCUGACUGCCAUAUUGAUGUGCCAUUUAAAAGAGGUGGCAAGAAACAGGGCUAUGUACAAAAUGAUCAAUAUAAUUGUGACGUUAAGAAAAAUGCAUCAACCUUUGCUUCUAUACCCACCGAGAAAACCACUUUCCCAAUGCAAGCUCCAAAACCUGUAAGUAAGGCGAUAUUUGAAAGUACCACUGCACAGAGUCAAGUAGGUCUGAAAGACCUUUGUCCUGAAGACAAACGACGCAUCGCAAACCUCAUUGAAGAACUUGCCAGAGUAAGCGAGGAGAAGGAAGAGUCUGUAAAGCGCUUUCAAGAUGAACAUGAUAAUUUUGAAAUCAAGAUCCAACAUCUCGAGCAACAGAACCUGCUCAUAGCACAUGAAAGAGAAAGCCUUCAGCAGCAGUACAGAGAGUGUCAGGAGCUUCUUGGGCUCUACCAACAAUACCUUACUCAGCAGCAAAUAAAGCUCAACCAGUCCAACGCUGAGCUUAGCCAGGCACACACUGACUAUAAGAUACAGAGCAGUGAAGAAGCCAUUACUAAAACUACUGGUCAAGCUAAUGGUCUACUUUUUGAUGGCUCGUACCUCAGUCUUGCUGCUUGUCAAACACAUCAACCUGCAGUGUCCAGAAGAAGUAGUGGAAGAAGAGAAGCCCUGGAGCCCGCCACUAUUCCUACACCUGCUUCCUAUUACAGUAAAACCUGUCCAGUUGACUCUGGUCAGCAUCAGAUUCAGACAGGAGAAUCUGGUUUGCAGCAAGUAGCUUUCCAAGACAGUGGCUAUGUUACCCAACAACGUAGAACAAAAGGCCAUUAUCUUGAAAAAAAUUGUGAGAGCAACUUAAGCCAAAGAAAACAUUGGAUUGAACAAGAGAAGGACUUUGCCGCUGAGAAUAAAAAAACUACAACCAUCCCUCAGCUUGGUAGUGAGGACUGGGAAGAGAAGAUGCACCAGCUGUUGCUACAGAAGAUGCAGCUGGAGAUGGAGAGAGAGAAGCUGCAGACACGACUGGCUGAUCAGGAGGAGCGGCUUAGCAGACAAAAUCAGCAACUGUUACAGUCACAGCUUGACUGCAGAAGGACAUUGGUCGACAAUGGGACGUCACAGCCAGUCCUUCCUCAUAGCCAAGAUUUCCCCAUGAGUGGGAAUCAUCUUGCACAAAAGCACGUGCAUGACAACUGUUCACAAACUGCUCCGCUGGAUAAAAGUCUUCAUCUUUGUGAUGCUACAGUGCAAUCAAAGAAGGACACAGCCACAUCCCCUGUUGAAUUCCCUGCAAGCCCCGUGGAGCUCACCAUGAGGCCUGCGACUCAAAAGAUAUCUGAUAAUCGGUUGGACCUAUCUGCAGUUGAUUUAGUGGAUAUCUUUAGUUCCAUUCCGACACAUGACCAAUGCAAACCAUCAUCAUGCAGGCCGAAAUCAUCGCAACGAGGGCAGUCUCUCACUGCACGCAAACCAAUCUGCAGAACUGUGCAAACCCCUGCGGUGCCUUAUCCUCCGAAGUGCCAGCAGGACCUGGAAGAAAGCCAAAUAUUGGAAGAUAUUUUCUUUAUUUGCUGA
Nerophis lumbriciformis (worm pipefish) is the source of this 1692-nucleotide messenger RNA. The record is from RefSeq and is a predicted model, not a curated record. Lineage: Eukaryota; Metazoa; Chordata; Actinopteri; Syngnathiformes; Syngnathidae.